AUGUCGUUUUUAUUCGUGAAGAAUCGUUUCGAAGCAGUCAAUAAUGUUCAACUUCAAGAAACGUGGUUGCAAAAGUGUUUGGAUAAGCUCAAACAAAAUUCAGAAUAUCAGAAUGCGAACAAUCAAAAGCUUUAUCAGGCGGUUUACAAUGAAUUCCUAGAAUCAGAUCUUAAGCAAUCAAUAAAGCCAUCUCUCCCGCCGCUUAUGGAUAGCACUCAUAAGAUCAUUAUCGGCGAAAAUCGACCUGUAAUUCUCCAAAUAGUUGAAAUUUUCGAAGUAGGGAUUCCGAAUCAGACUUUAUUAGACAUAAUAAACAGUCAUUUUUCGGGAACCAUAAAGCAGGGACAUAAAUACAAUGAUAUAAGAGAUCGACAAAAUGAGCCGAUUCAAUUUCCAAGAGCAAUGCUUAGGUUAUAUUUGACUGAUGGAGCCCAAAUAAUAGAUGCCGUAGAAUUUAAACCGCUAGAACAAUUGAACUUACUUACGCCAAUUGGGACAAAGCAUCAUGAUGAAAGACGGAAUAUUUUGGUAUCAGAAGGAAAUCAAAAUAUACAUCCAAAUAUCAAUUCAGACAUUUCGGUCGACGUAAGUGCACAUUCGAACAUUGUUAAUAACGAAGGAUCUGGUCAAAAGAUGCAUUCCAGAAAUCGAUAUUCAUCAGCAGAUGAGUCAUCCGAAAAUCAUAAUAGAGGAAUUUUAGAACGUAAGGACGGUCCUCCAUCGACAAAAUCGUUCGAUAAAGCUAUGGGUACGGAACGCUCUAGUAACGUCACCACGAACCAUAAAUGCUUUCAAAACGGUAAAACCUCAGGUUCCUUCACAGAAAGUGUCGCACAUUCACAAAGUAACACGUCAGUUUCGACACACGUGGAAAAUGCUGAAGCACCUCAGACCGAACUGACUCCAAGACUCAAAAAUAAUGCACAGCAAUUAUUUGAUAUGUACGAACAAUUGUGGGACGAAGAUGAAUUGGAAAAUAUGUCAUUCUUUAAUUCUCAAAUGUUCUCGGCUAAUGAUGACAAACAUAACGUUACUCCACAAGACAAUCCCAACACUUGUAAUUCGCAGGACUCUGUCAAUAAAAACGACCACACAACCAUUGGCUUAAAAGGAGAUGACGUUAGCGUGGAUCCAUCGAAUAAUGAACAUAAUUUAAAUGGGUCUGAUUCGAACGAUCACAUGAAAGAUAAAUAUUCAUUUUUAAUGGAUGAUAUAGAAUAUGACCCGAGUUUCAUGGACUUCCAGAACGAGGGCUUCGAGAUUGGGAAGACCAAUCAGGGUUUGCGAGAAAUAAGGCAUGAGGGUUAUCCUACUCCUCAAAAUAAAAGACAUAGUGCCUUCAACCUUGAAACGAGAUGGAGUUUAAAACACACACUAGAUGAGGAAGAUUUGAUACAAGAUGACAAACCUAAGGAGAAAAAACGAUGCACAGUUUCUUUGAAGGAUAACAAUGACCUUACUGGGUCCGGUAAAGAAUUCAUCCCAAUCGAAAUAGAUCAUAUCGGGGAUGUGGAAGAGAAAGUUCAAUCAAAGGAUCACCCGGUCGAAUAUAUAAAUAAAAACAAGGAUACAUCAACGAAUCUUACUGUUCAGGAGAAGCUAGACGUAAUCAAAAGUAUACCCAGUAAAGAACGUCCAGAGACUACAUCCACUAAUUCAGGGGAGCCUUUUUUAGCAUCCUCACCAACCAGUUCACCACCCAUCAUUUCUUCAUUAGAAUGUUUUCAGUUACCUAGUGAAAUUUUUGAUGAUAUUUCUCCUAUUGCGACACACGACAAUACUUUUAACGAUAUAUCUAGUUUUGUAGAUAUAAUUGACGGAAAAUUUUCUAGUACAUUAGCAAAUGAAACUGAUAAAAAUACGUCAAAUAUACUGAUAAAGCCAAUGAAUUCAAAUGGGGAUGUUAUUAUAAUAUCUGAUGAUGAAGAGGAGGGUAUUGCGCUUAAUGAUUUGGGAUACGGUGAUUGGGAAGAAAAAUCACCUAGAGAUAGUCUAAUAUUUGGUAUGUCACAAGAUGAAGAACUACCCUCCGAAGAAGAUUUGGUUCGCUCGUCGAUCUUUAAAAAUAAAAUUUCAUAA
Messenger RNA from Acaulospora colombiana, 2079 nucleotides. The record is from the annotation of a GenBank genome assembly. Lineage: Eukaryota; Fungi; Glomeromycota; Glomeromycetes; Diversisporales; Acaulosporaceae.